Messenger RNA from Physcomitrium patens, 2992 nucleotides. RefSeq lists its product as uncharacterized. Gene Ontology annotation, biological process: negative regulation of DNA-templated transcription. Lineage: Eukaryota; Viridiplantae; Streptophyta; Bryopsida; Funariales; Funariaceae. The record is from RefSeq and is a predicted model, not a curated record.
CGUUGACAAGCUAGCUAGCCAGAUCGCGACGCAACGCCAUUGCCAAGCGCCUCGCGAGAGAGCAUCAGAACCUGGAAACGAUAGGUUUCGGCAAUCGCGAGGGUGUGCUAGAAUUAUGGGGGUUUAGAGGCCAUGGAACCGGGGGAUUUGGCUAUAUAUGGAGUGCGAGCAUCGCGGGGGAAGAUGUUGUGCAGGGAGCGGAAUCAGAUGUAGGGCAAUGAACAAUUCCGCACUCAAACGUGAGAUCACUGACGCAGGGUGCUAAACGUGGAUUUCGAACCAUGCGCCCUUCUCGCGUUCUCUCCGGGAAGCGGCCUCGCGCGCAGGAGGCUUUGCUUGCGCUUCCUUCUUCCUGGAUGGGUGCAGCUCGCUGGGCUACGCUCCUCUCACGCUGUCUGCGCUCCAGCCCAGUGCAAGAUUGCGUCGCGCUGGCCCUUUCUCUGCUCGUCUCUCCUUUCGAUCCUCCUGCGCUGGGAUCGUCGGAAUGCCGCCCUUCCUCCAUUGCAAUCCGGAGCCUGCUCUUGUUGUUCCGUCCCGUGCCUCUAACUCCUAAAUGCUGCUUCUUGAUCUACAGGUUUAGUGGGUUCAGGCUGGAACAUGCCUUGUGAGAAAAUAGGUCCGUGGUAUGGAACCCGUGGUGCUACUCCAGGCUUGUGUUGGAUCUUUGUAGGACCGCGGCUUGUGUAUUGUAGCAAUCUAAGAUGAUCACGUUGAAGAACGUAUAGUUCAACUCCGGCAAGGUCACGGCCAGGAAAUUUUUCCCUUUCUCCUAGAGUGACAGAUGCCAUCCCUCCUUGAUUGCAGGUUUUGUCCUUAAUUAGAUGGUUUGUAGAAGCCGUCUUCACUUGCGGUUGCGCUACAAUGUACCCAAGGCCCUGCAAAUCAGCACCGGAAUGCCUUUUAAGCACUGCUUUGGGGGCUUAUGUGAAGCGAGGCUAUGACAUGACAUGUAACAAAGUGAGAUGGGUGGUGCUACUAGCUAUCGAUAGUUGUACAUUGUAGAAAGCUGCAUUCAACCUGCUGCACAGGCUCAAGAAGAGUGAGCGACCAAACAAUGGACGAUGGCGACAGGGGAUGGCCUUUGUGUCAACAUGCUAUCCAAGCCAGGUAUCGAGCCUUGGAAUCAAAAGACGGCGAGACCAGGUGUUGGAGACUGAAAUCCAAGCAUCUGGGUUAUGAUGCAAUGCUGCAACAGCUUCCCGCUACGCUUUCAAGGUCUCAGUCCAUUCGAGAAGCGUACUCACGAUCGCGGAAUCUUCAGCGAAUGCUUCGACGCGCUGGGUUAGCAGACAUGAACGGUAGAGGGUCGCAGUCUGUUCCUGUGUCGUCACCAUCCUCAAGUGACUCACAACCCGAAGCACAUGCAUCGGCACCUCAUGAUCUAUCAGGAUUGAAUAUCUAUGCCAUUGGUUCAGUAGAAGAAGAAGAUCCUGUUGCCAGUUCUAGUAGCACAGUCAGGUCGAGUGUCAAGCUUGAAGCUUCAAGAAAGGAUUCCAAGCCUACCAUGUUCCUUGCCAAGCAAUUCAAGAUGAUUUCAAAUAGUGCAAACAGGUCCCCUCGAAGAAAUAUCAAAAUUCUGGGUAAGGCUCAUGGUGAAAACUACGAUGAAGCGAGCUUUACUGUGUGUAGUGCUGAGACGACAUCUGCUGCUGAAAAAAGUGAACGUGGCCAACUGGAGAAUCGUAUGCAAAUGCAUGAUCGCGUGAGAGAGUACUUUGAUGAUUCAGCCUUCAAUUCCAGUACAGAGAACUUUGCACUUCAAUGCGCCUCCAUUGUGGAACAAGGUUCGUUGUCCAAAUCCCCGGGGCGGUGUUUGUCUAAUUCGUGCCUUUCAAAAGUGGAAUCAGAGCUUUCAGUCCCCGAAACUAUUUUGUCUGCCACGCCGGACAACAGAACAGGUUGUAGAUCCAAGCUUUCCCCGACGAAAAGCCAGGAACUUUUCGGCUCCUUCGAUGUUGAAGAACUUGGCAUCAUUGAGAAGGAACAUUCGAUUUCUUCCCACUCGUCGAGUUUCGACCAACAAGACCUCUGUUACAGUCCAGACGAAUCCCUGAACAGUUCAAGCUCGGAUGCCUAUUCACCGGUUCAAUACUCAGACACAUCGUCGCAGGAGUGGAGUGCGAAUCGCGAUCACAACUCAGGCCGAUCACGUCAGCGAAGUCGAAUCCUACGUCGCAUGAAGGUAACAAGCCCCUCGUCCUUGUUUCGGGAUGGUCCUCACGACAACGGGGUGGAGUAUCGUAAGCCACGAGGCGAAUCUUCAACCAAAGCAGCCGUUCCGAAUCAGAGAAAACCCAGCAGAAAAAUGGUGCCCACUAGCUCACACCCAAAUGCAAAUCCCAGCCCAAAUUCCAACUCAACCCCUCCUCCGAAAAUGGAAGCAAGUUACAGCCAGAAAACCCUUCACAUCGCGGGCAUGUUCUCUAGCUUCCGAUCAGCUGAAGGUUGCGUUUCCAUCUCGCAAAAAGAAGCUGUAGCGGCGUUUCAAGACGACAUUGCCCACAUGAUGCUUGAGGAGCAGGACAGUGACGAGGUGGCCGACAUCGAGGAGUUUCUCGACGGCUACAUGCACCUUAAAUCUCCGUUCUAUCUCGAGGUUGUGGAGGAAUUCUUCCGAGCGAUAAGCUACGAUUGUUACCACAGACCCUAGGGAGCAAGGCGAUCACGGAAUUUCUCACGGCAUUAAAACCCCCACCUUAAUUUGUUUCUAUUCUUUUGGGGUUCUUUCAUUGCACACCCAUCUCCGCAUUGUUCAUAAAUCGAUCAUUCUUCCUUCUGGGUCGCGCGAUUAGUCCCUAUCUGCAACGCGACGCGACGGGAAUUAGGGCUAGAUUAGGGUUUCGUGACUGGGGCGAAUCAGAUUUCUUCCGCGCGCCUUCCUGUUGACAUUUUGCAUUCUUUUGAACUGGGGAGUAAUCAAUAUCAACCCCUAAAAUAGACUUUCCCCUUUUGGGGUCUUCUCAAAUGGAUGAAAUGGCUUCAUUGUGUUGUA